Messenger RNA from Aphidius gifuensis, 1230 nucleotides. RefSeq lists its product as uncharacterized. The coding region runs from base 1 to 1230 and encodes 409 amino acids. Gene Ontology annotation, cellular component: plasma membrane. Gene Ontology annotation, molecular function: odorant binding; olfactory receptor activity. The transcript is spliced from 7 exons. Gene Ontology annotation, biological process: sensory perception of smell; detection of chemical stimulus involved in sensory perception of smell. The record is from RefSeq and is a predicted model, not a curated record. NCBI's taxonomy places the organism in Eukaryota, Metazoa, Arthropoda, Insecta, Hymenoptera, Braconidae.
AUGGAUAAUUCAAACAAUUGGAUUAAAUUUGAAAAAUUACUGAAUUUCGAAAAAUAUUUAUUACAAAUUUUUGGCUUGCUUUCAAUGAAAACAUUAUUUCUGAAUAAACCAUAUGUGAAAAAUAUUUACGGCACAUUUAUUUUUUCCAUUUCUCUCACCGUAAUAAUUAGUCUGACUUUUUUGAAUAUUAUAUAUGUUAUAUCAGCUUGGGAAAAUGAUAUUGACUCUGUGAUGAUUAUGGUUCCAGUAGUUUUCGGUCAAAUUAUAGCUAUUCCAAAAGGAAUGAUUAUUUGGUUUUACCAGGAAGAUUUAUACAAUGUUUUAGAUAAUUUACAAGAAAAAUGGAAUAAAUCAUUUACUCGGACUGAAAUUCACGAUCAAAUUUUAGAACAAGCCAUAAAAAUUACUAAAUUUCGUAAUAUAUAUGUUUUUAUAUUCACGAUUUUAUUAAUAGUAUAUGUUUAUUCACCAAUUAGUACAAUCCUCAUUUAUUUUUACAAAAAUACAAAUGAAUCAUUUGAUUUUAAUCAAACAAUGUGGCCAUCGGAUAUUUAUCAAAUUAAAAUUAAUACUUUUUUAAAAUAUAUUUUUAUUUCAACUAUUGAAAUAUAUCACGCAUAUAUUUAUAUUCUUUAUUGCCAGGUUGGCGAGAUUUUUUACAUUCAAAUGUUCACACAUAUAUCAAUACAAUUUAAAAUUUUGGCAAAUGAUAUAAUUACAACAGUUAAAACAGACAGAGAUAGCAAUAGUAAAACUCUAUCAAUGGAAUUAAAAUAUAUUAUUAUGCGCCAUCAGGAAUUGUAUAAAUUGUUUGACUUAAUGAAUGAUAAAUUUUACAGUUCUGUUAUAUUUUCAUCAUUUGUAAUAGGAAGUAUAAAUAUGUGUUUCAACAUUUUUCAAUUUCAAAGAGCUUUCAAUCAAGGCAACUAUUUUGCUGCUUCUAGAUCUUUAAUUUUAACAUUAUCAAUAUUUUUUGAAAUGACUUUAUAUUGUAUUCAAGCUGAAAUUAUUUGUGCAAGUGCUGAAUUGAUUCCAGAAUCUGUUUAUAAUAGUCAAUGGUCAAAUAUUGAUAAAAAUUCAAUGCUAACAUUACAGAUAAUCAUGACAUGUUCUCAAAAAAAAUUAACGUGUGGUGCUUAUGGGCUUGUGAAUAUUGAUCACGAACAAAUAACUCAAGUUUGCAGAAGAACUUUUAGUUUUUUUGUGUUUCUUGAUUCGAUACAAUCGUAG